AUGGGCCUUGAUGGGUUGGGCGGAAACGGAGGCGGAGAAGAGGAGGAAGGAGAGGGGGAGGGUGGUGAGGGUAAAAAUGGAAAGAAAGAUCUGUUUGUUUACCGGAAAAAUUUCGAAGGAAUUGAAGAGAAUCUUGAGGCAAAACAAGAGGGACCUGCCUUCCUAUAUGAUGAGAUCAAUGGCAACCGUUCCAAAUCCUUAUCAUUUAUUGAUUACUUAGAUUGGCCUGAUGACCGUGUUACAAAACCAGCAUCAGUAAUCUAUAUAUCAUUUGGUCCACAAGCACACUUGUGUAAUGCUGACAUUGAUGAAAUUGGUUAUGGGUUGGAGCUGUCUGGUCAUGAUUUUUUGUGGGUGGUCAAGUCAAAAACAUGGCGCCUUCCAAAUGGGCUGGAAGAGAAAGUGAAAGGAAACGGGUUGAUUGUAAAGGAUUGGGCGGAGCAGAGACAGGUAUUAGCUCACCCUGCAGUUGGAGAUUUCCUGAGCCAUUGUGGUUGGAACUAG
Molecule: messenger RNA, 504 nt
Organism: Pistacia vera
Lineage: Eukaryota; Viridiplantae; Streptophyta; Magnoliopsida; Sapindales; Anacardiaceae
Product: UDP-glucose flavonoid 3-O-glucosyltransferase 7-like
Exons: 2
Coding region: 1-504 (167 amino acids)
Molecular function (GO): UDP-glycosyltransferase activity
Source: RefSeq, a predicted model, not a curated record